GAUCAGCUGCUGCGCAGUAUGUCUGCUGUGCAUCCAGUAAGCGAUGGUCUUCCACCGGCACCUCGCCCGAUCGUGCACCGCUGGUUUCCAAGUUGGCGGCUUCUCACCUCCAGUCUCUUGUGCUUAUGCUUUGCUAGCGUGCACAUGAUGAACAGCAACAUGGGUAUGGCAGUGGUGUGCAUGGUGAACUCGUCUGAAUACAUGGACAUCAAUCAAACCACAUCAGAUGAUGAAGAAGCAGCACCUCGACUCAGCUGGACUUCCGAUCAGGAAGGCUAUAUUUUUUCCGCGUUCAACGUUGGCCUUCUGUUGAUGCUUGUUACUGGUUUCCUUGCGGAUAAGUUCAAUGCCAAGUAUAUGAUUGUCACAAGUGUGAGUCUGGCCGUCAUAGCUAAUAUCGUCAUCGCCAAAUUCUCCAAACUCAGCUUUUAUUUCGCUGUAGCAGGCCGAUUCCUUGUCGGCUUUGCGGAUGCCCUUCUACAACCAGCAGUGAACUCACUGAUAACUCGAUGGUUCCCAAAUACCGAAAGGAGCUACGCUCUUGGAUUGGCGACGGGCGGACGUCAACUAGGCACCCUCAUUAUAAUCCCGGCUGCUGGUGCGCUCUGUGCUCAAACGGCACUGUUCGGUGGCUGGCCGUCUAUUUUCUACCUCUCUGCUGCAGUAGGGAUAUUCUUCGUGAUCACUUACUCUGUUAUUGGUGCCGACAAGCCUAGUAAGCAGACGUGUAUUAGCGACGCUGAGUUGAAAUUCAUCACAUUAUCCAAUGCAAGUGAAGAUGUUGGAAAGAAAAGGACCGAGCGAAAAGUGCCAUGGCUGAGAAUUUUGACUUCACCAGCUGUGUGGGCUUCCGUGAUUGCUGUUGUCUGCCAUGAGUUCCCACUGAUGACAAUGAUCAUGUUCCUCCCGUGUUUUGCUGGCAAAUAG
Messenger RNA from Haemonchus placei, 927 nucleotides. Lineage: Eukaryota; Metazoa; Nematoda; Chromadorea; Rhabditida; Trichostrongylidae. The record is from the annotation of a GenBank genome assembly.